This is a messenger RNA of Aspergillus homomorphus CBS 101889, 1463 nucleotides long. RefSeq lists its product as uncharacterized. NCBI's taxonomy places the organism in Eukaryota, Fungi, Ascomycota, Eurotiomycetes, Eurotiales, Aspergillaceae. Gene Ontology annotation, molecular function: glycosyltransferase activity. The record is from RefSeq and is a predicted model, not a curated record. Bases 16 to 1356 code for a protein of 446 amino acids. The transcript is spliced from 2 exons. Gene Ontology annotation, biological process: GPI anchor biosynthetic process. Gene Ontology annotation, cellular component: Golgi membrane.
GCUGGGGCCAUCAAUAUGCGAGCCCUUCAAACCGCCCUGAAGUCCCUCCCCGUUCGAAAACUACGCAGAUCCAGUGCUAUCAAUGUCCUCCUGGCCAGUGUACUUCUCUGGCUGAUUGCUUACGCUUACUGUCGGGUCCGAUUCUGGAGAGACCCUCACUCGGCCUUCUUCAAUGACCGCCAUGUUUACGAAUGGAGAUAUAGUCUCUAUCGCGAACAUCAAGGCCGGCGUCUGAUCACCACCCACAACACUCUCUCAGACAACUCUCCUACCUAUACAAAGGCAGGAUCCGAUCCCUUGGUCUGCGCAUCUUUCCUGACCGUCAGGCGGGAUGAGGAUUACCUUGAAGCCUCGGUGGGAUCCUUGCUGGAGGGACUGGAUCCGCUUGAGCGGCGUGCCCUCUUUCUCAACAUCAUUUUUGUCGACACCGAUCCUACUCUGCAUCCCGGCUGGGGACAGAAAUGGGUCCAUCGACUGGCCGACCAUGUUGGGUCAUACCGGAACAUCUCCAUAGAACAGUUUCGCCACCUGCAGGAAUUGGAAAAGGCGCGCAACUUCUACGAGAAGGGAGUCUUCGACUAUAUUCACGCGCUCGAAGCCUGCAUGACAACCAACGCAAGAUACUUCGCGAUGUUCGAGGACGACAUCAUCCUAGCGGACGGCUGGAUGGCCCAGACCCUCAAAGGCCUGUCCGACAUCGCUCGAGAGCGCCAAACGCAACAAGGCAACAACAACAACAACAACAAUAAAAACCCCUGGCUCUACCUCCGGCUCUUCUUCACCGAGACCGCACUAAGCUGGACCUCCUCAGACUUCGCCUACCGCAACAUGGGAUGGGUCUUCGUCGGCGCAUCAUCGCUACUUCUCGCAGCACUCCUGACCAUCCGCCGCUCGUAUCCCAUCACGCACACCUACCUUGACAACCCCACCAUCGGCGUCCUCAGUUGCAUCAGCCUCCCCGCUUUGAUCGCGCUGAUCUACAUGGUCGGCAAAUACAGCCUGAUGCCGCUGAGCGGCGUGGUCGAGAUGAACGCCCACGGCUGCUGCACCCAGGGCCUGAUCUUCCCGCGCGACCAGGUCGACGCGCUGAUCGCUCACCUGACGGAGGUGAAGGCCGGGCAGACGGAUUCCAUCAUCGAGGAGUAUGCGGAUGCGACGCGGUUGACCCGGUAUGCGCUUGCGCCCCAGCAGCUGCAGCAUGUCGGGCUGAAGUCCAGUCGCGAUAAUCUCGAGAUCAACACGCGGAGUACCUGGGCGUUCUGGUUUGAGGAGAAUAAGCCUGAGGUUCUGAGGCGGGAGCAUGAGGCUCUUCUGCGUGAUGGGGAUGUGCGGCGGUUCUUGGAUGAGCAGCGUUAGUUGGUGGUUCUUGGGCCGUUCUUGUUUUCUUUAAUUGGGGAACGGCGGGUGUAGGCAGCUAAGCAAUGGAGUAUGCGCCGCUUUUGUAAAUAAAUUCGGCUUUGGCU